GUAUGAGCUGAGUACAGUAUCUGAUUCAUUUACGAAAAUUACGAAAAAUUGGGUUGCGAAAGAGCAUUCCGAUAUACAUCUUUAGAGAACAUUUUCUUUCUCAGACAACGCUUGCACUGAUGCCCUUUGUAUAUUCGUGCUCUUUCUUUGACGGCCAUCUGUUUGGAUCGAAGAGUUCUAAACAGAGCCGAUGUAAAUUGUUGAUGGCCUGACAUCAAACGUAAAAGUUCUGCUGAUGUCUUGCCACGCGCAGUAUAUGGUGGUGUCUGUAGCUGGCAGAGUUGCCUCGAGGUGCAGUUGCAGUUGUCUAGGUCAGCCUGCAAGUAGGCUGGUUCACCAGGGUGCUGCUCCUGCUGGGUUGGAUCCUGUCACUGGUUACAGGCAAUGGCAACAGCAGUUGAACUCACAACGACAGAAUGCUGAACAGCAGCAGCACUGGCAGACAGUCUUGAGGGACCGCCAUGCAGGCAGCGUUGCCAACUCUGUUCACCCACCCCGAUACAACGGGGCGCCUGGAUAUGGCCAGCAACAGCAAUCUCAUGUCCGUAGCUAUGCACAACAAACAGCACAGCCAAUUCAUCAUCGGCAUGGCACUGUGCCCAUGGUUCAAGCUCAUCCGGCGAUGUCCAAUACCCAUAUCCCAGCUCAGCAACACAAUCAACAGGUGCAGCUACAACAGGCGCCGACAUCUUUAGCAUCUGCAGCUACCUCGGCAAUAUUGCAGAGGCCUGCAGCUACUGUUGCUGCAUCCAGCAGCAAUGUCGCAGCUGUGUCAACGGCGUGGAAGGACAUGGCCAGCGACCUGGAGAAGUACCUCAGUGGCAAACAGGACCCCCUGGUUGCUCUGUUGGUGCAAGCUAGAGCAUCUCCGAAGGCAGCGUAUCUAGACGUACUCGCACUGACCCUGGAGGAAGAGCUCACCUCGCACCAGGCGGCCUUACUGUGCUGUGAAGCAUGCCGCAUUGCGAUCGAGUUGGACGUGGUCAGCAGCAGCUCUGUUCCCCUGUUGUUCCUACAAUAUGCUGAUCAGAAUGCUGUCGGCUUGAGCGGUGUGAUUGGAAUGAUGCUGAGGGCAUUGGAUGAUUGCUUGGCGGGUGUUGAGGCACCAGUUCUGAUCGCGAAGAGAGAUUCAGCAAUGGCUAGCAUUCGCAAGCAAGUCCUGCCAGUGUUGCAUCAACUGCCCACCAAGCAGCUGAUUUCUCUCGCCAUGGUGUCGGUGCAAGCGCCAGAAUUCUUGAGUCAUGUCUCUCUGAACGUUUUGCCGCAAGUCGAGGUCAUUGAUGUGACUUGGCUCUCUCAUCUGGUAUCAGUGCUGGCACGCUGUGGUGUUGGCGGUGGCGGUGGUGGCAGUGCUGCUGCUGCUGCUGGAUUAGAUGACACAGCGACAAAGGCUGAGCAGCAUCGUUCAUCAUCUCCUAUGCCGCUGGUGAUGGACAAAGCCAUGAAACGCUUUUACUCUAAGCCUGAACUAAUGACAUCCGAAGCGCUUGGAAACAUUUCAUCUCUUCUUCGCGAUGGCGUCAUUCCUAACUCGGCGGAGCUGCGUGAAAUGCUGGAGGCGUGUCUUUCGUCGGCGGCGGCUGGAGAUCUGGAAAGGACACUGUCUGUUGCAGAGACACUGACACAAGCAGCUGGCAAUGAGUCACCGACGGAGCAGCUUCAGCUGAACCUUGCUAAGAAUGUGUCACAAUCGCUCAAAGAAGCAAGCUCAGACAAUGUAUGCCGGACAGCUCGCCUUCUCUGUGCUUUAUCCUGCUGUACUCCAUCGCUGAUUGAGCAGCUGAGAGAGGAGGCUGACCGUCGCCUAUCAUGGCUGACUGUGACCAAUGUCCGGGACUUAAUGGUCUUCUUUGUGCAAGCUGGAGUUGAAGAUAAAGUUAUGUUCGGGGCACUGUUGAGUCAGUACGAGCGGAUGGCAUCACAGUCUGCGCUGGACGUGGAGGCUCUGCUAUCAGUACUCUGGUCACUGGCACAGCGCGCACCCGCGGGGGUUGCCGACAUCAAUGAGUUCAUGACCUGGUUUCUCAACGAUAUGGUGGCCGCUGCGUUGCAGCCACUGCAGCCCAUCGGCAAUGCGCACGAUCUGACCUUGCUCAUGCGCGCUGUACGCAAUCUGGGAAAAGUGACAACGAUCACUCCAACCGUCGUAACCAGUGCGUUUGACCUGGUGGUUAGUUUCCCACACUGGGUUCAAGUUGAAGACCCUGAAGUGCUAAUAACACCAUUAUGGGCACUCCAUCAAAAUCAGCAAAUGGUGUCCUUGACCCAUUGUAUUCGAAACAUAUUUGAUGAGUACUUCAAGCUCUACAUGUCCUGUGCACUGGAACUCAACUCGGAUGCACUGAUCAUGUGUGCGGGCGCUAUUGAUAAUUGCGGCAUGCUCGGCAAGAGCACGAGGCAGACGGUCUUGAGCGAGGUGCUGUUACGCUUGGAGAGCGGCAACUUCAAGUGCAGCGUACCGGGACUUGUGGAGUUCGCCCGCGUCUUCCUGCAUCCGUCGGACUCUUUGCGACCGGGGUCCAAACUGCAGCAGGCGUGUGACUUCUUCUUUGACCAGGUGGCAAUGGCCGAGCUCUCACCACUUCAGCUGACCAGAAUACGCCGCUGGUUACUGGGUGUGCCGGGUAGCACUGAUUUCUUUGAGCAGAUGACACUGCCUCUGCGCACCUACUGGAACAUGACAGUCAGUGAGUUACUGGCAGAAGCGGAGCUGCUGGAGCAGUCUGACCUGACCACCACCUUCUCCAGCAUCUUCUUCCCUGCUGUGCAUCGGUGUCGCCAUGACGUCACUUCAGCGGAACUGCCACGGGUUGUGGAAGUCCUGUGGAAGCAAUUGAGAACACUGGAGGGUACAAGGGAACUUCUGGCCGACGUCAUUGAGGAUUAUGUAUCUCGCACUCCUCCAGAGGACCUCUUGGAUAUGUUUUGUACGUCAUUGGAACCCCUCCAACGUGCAGCUAAGGAUGGUGCUCCGCUGGAUUUGCUUAUUAGCCACGCCAGGGAAGAGGCAUAUGCACAGCUGGUCUUGAAGGUCGAUUUCAUCGAUCUCAAGCUGGUCGCGUUUCUCGCGGAGUACGACGCAACACCCAACUUCAUUCUCAUCAAGCUGUACAUUGAGCGCCUGCGGAAUGAUCCACUUCUGCUGCGGUCCAUUGACCUUAUGGACCUGCCAUUGCUGUUGAAAAUUGCCUGUUUGGCUGACACGCUGUCCAAGGUCAUGACUGAUAUCAGUGCCGGUACGCUAGAUUUCCUGCUUCCGUCCAUGUCUCUAGCGUUGCAGAUGCAUGGCACGCAUCCUGUCUUCCUAGACAACCUCAUGGAUGUAAUGGUCAAUAGGCGUUACUUUCCACAGGAAUUGGUUUCCCAUCUUUUGACGUCCUUAGUCAACCUGUUCAAGAUGCGACAUGUUCAUGGUAUUCCAGCUGCUGACAACAUUGCCAGGUUCUUCUUGGCAAGCAGAGUGAAUGAUUCGAACACCGUUCGAGCCUUCUUCCAGUUCCUUGCCACACCGCAUGGUAGCUUCUAUCUUCGUGCAUCAGAAGGGGCUUUGUUCGACUUCAUUGCUGAGCUGGGAGAGCCUGAAGGAGGCGCCUUGCUGAAGCAAGUUGCACAAGACCUCGGCCUGACACAAAGCGCUAAAUCAACGAGUACUUACUUGUCGCUCGUUCAUGCCCUGGCUUGUCUGGACCUGAAUCUCAUGCUGGUCUUCAAUCUUUUCUCCAUGCUCUCUGCCCCGGAUACCGUCAGAGAGUCAGCUAAAUUCCUGCGCAUCGGCUCUGUGAUCAUGCAGAGUAAUGUCUUCUCGGCUGGGCCUGACCUAGUGCACAGUCAGACACUCAUGAUGUCACAUUUCAACAGGAAACACGCGACAAUGCUGCGGAAGCGUACCUCAUUGGCCAACUACUUCCCGUCUUCGAUCCUGUCCACUGACAAGUAUAUUUGCCAUGUGUCGGAUUUUACCCAUGCCUGGUGGAUUGACGGCAUCAUGGCUUUGGACGGUAGGGGAAAUCCCCUGACAUUCAAGCAGAGUAGCUCCUCGUCAAUAGGCCUGUUGAGCGUCAGCAAUGUAGACUGGCCGGAAGGUACUGUAGUGAACGUGGCGCUGCUCGUUAUUCCGGACAACGCCUGGUGGAAGUCGGGAAAACUCUUCGGCUCUGUUGAGCUACAGAAGAUCAUCAUGCAGAGGCUAGGCUGGACAGUUCAACUGGUAAGGCCAUCUUUCCUGGAACAUGACGAAACAACAAGAGCCGAGAAGACACAGAGUAUGCUACGGUUUUUUGAAAAGGCCACCUCGGAGAUCUCUUCGCUGAAGAUUCCUCCAAACCCAAUUGCAGCAUCAGGGAAAGCUUUUCUAAACGCACCAUCACUUCCACCACGAUCUGAUCGUUGAUAGUACAGGAACACUUCUCAAUCAUUCGCAUGCACGCACGCGCGCGCGCGCGCGCGCGCGUGUGUGUGUGUGUGUGUGUAUGUGACUGUGAGUGUGUGAGUGUGUGCCAAACUUGAUAAACUACGCUACAAACAGAAUGCAGUGCGUUCCUACACUGUUGCUUGUUAAUUUUUUAUUUCUAUCUUAUUUGAUUAUCUUCGCUGCUGUUUGUGCACCUCGUAAAGUGCACAUCCAAUUGAAUUGCAAUAUCGCCGUAUUUGGCUAUGUUUACUUGCUUGUGCCCCUGUCGCUGCACCAAGUGUGGUCUUGCCAUUCACUGUGUACAUUGGCUUGGACCCAUUGCACUAUCGCUAAGCUGCUGUUUGCUCUGUAUUUUCAACUACUUCUGCUGAAUUCUAAAUUUGCUUGUCCCUUUUUUAUGAGAACACCGGUGAGCACCAGUGAUAAUAAAAAUUAAUGGAGAUGGCCAACGUG
This is a messenger RNA of Sycon ciliatum, 4864 nucleotides long. RefSeq lists its product as uncharacterized. NCBI's taxonomy places the organism in Eukaryota, Metazoa, Porifera, Calcarea, Leucosolenida, Sycettidae. The record is from RefSeq and is a predicted model, not a curated record. Bases 236 to 4390 code for a protein of 1384 amino acids. The transcript has 19 exons.